AUUUGUCCUCUCCAAAAUCUUGUGUAGUGUAAUAACGGUGUUGAAGGAGGAGGAGGCGACGCGGUGGAAAUGGAAAUGGAAAUGGAAAUGGAUGUUCCCGAACAAGUGCAUUCCGAUCAUCAUUUGGAUAUUGAAAUUCCGGAUACUGCACAUCAGAUUAGCCACGAUUCGUGGUUUCAAGUGGGAUUUGUUCUCACAACGGGGAUAAACAGUGCCUACGUGCUAGGAUACUCCGGCACCGUCAUGGUUCCGUUGGGUUGGAUAGGCGGCGUUGUUGGACUUAUUCUAGCCACAACGAUAUCUCUGUAUGCGAAUUCUUUAGUUGCCAACCUUCAUGAAUUCGGAGGAAAGAGGCACAUCAGGUAUAGGGACCUUUCAGGAUUCAUAUAUGGUAAGAAAGCAUAUGCGCUUACAUGGGGACUCCAGUAUGCGAAUCUCUUCAUGAUCAAUGUCGGAUAUAUUAUUUUGGCCGGGAGUGCGCUUAAGGCUGUGUACGUUCUUUUUAGAGACGACAAUGAUAUGAAGCUCCCUUACUUUAUUGCUUUAGCUGGCCUUGCAUGUGGUGUCUUUGCCAUUUGCAUACCUCAUUUAUCAGCGUUGCGUAUUUGGCUAGCGUUCUCUACGUUCUUCAGCCUUGUAUACAUUGUUGUAGGUUUCACACUCGCGCUUAAAGAUGGCGUUAAUGCUCCUCCCAGAGAUUACAACAUUCCGGGACCGAAAGUAGGUAAGAUUUUCACAACUAUCGGUGCAGCAGCAAACCUCGUCUUCGCCUUUAACACAGGAAUGCUUCCAGAAAUACAGGCCACAGUGAAACCGCCCGUUGUUCAAAACAUGAUGAAGGCUCUGUAUUUCCAGUUCACAGUCGGGGUUCUGCCAAUGUAUGCCGUUACCUUCAUGGGAUACUGGGCUUAUGGAUCUGAUACGUCUGCCUACUUGCUCAACAAUGUUAACGGUCCAAUCUGGGUGAAAACUUUUGCUAAUAUCUCUGCUUUCUUGCAAACGGUCAUUGCUUUGCACAUAUUUGCAAGUCCAAUGUACGAGUAUUUAGACACAAGGUUCGGUAUAAAAGGAAGCGCUCUAGCUAUGCGCAAUCUGUCUUUCAGAAUCCUCGUGAGGGGGGGCUACUUAGCUGUCACCUCGUUAGUAUCUGCGUUGCUGCCAUUUCUGGGAGAUUUCAUGAGUCUAACCGGGGCUGUGAGCACAUUCCCGCUCACCUUCAUUCUUGCAAACCACAUGUAUCUCAUUGCGAAGAAGAACCAGCUUAGUUUUCUGCAGAAGAAGUGGUAUUGGCUCAACGUCGUCUUGUUCGGAUGCAUGUCUGCUGCAGCUGCAGUUGCCGCCUUGAGACUCAUCGUUGUACACUCAACUACUUAUGACGUUUUCGCCGAUUUGUAAAUUUCUUAAAGCCUUUAUUUUGUGAAAUUUGAUAUACAUAUCCAAACUAGAAUAUCAAGGUUACGAGUACAAUAUGAUUGUAAUACAUAUGUAGUUUUACCUUUUGUUGGAGAGGAUCACGAAGAUCACGGAGGAUAUUCUCCAAAUUACCGAAGAUGUGGGAGAAUUAUAUUCUACCAAAUUUAGGAGAUACCAAAUCAAUGUAAUUAAUUGUCUUCUUCCUUGUAUAGCCUAUCCAAAAUCCUAUAUAUGAGUGCCUAAUGUAAAAUACACAGAUCUGUGAAUAAGAAAGAAUUUCUUUUACCGAUCAAAGCCUUCGUUUAACAUGGUAUCAGAGCAGUGUCGAUCCGGUGGAUCGGUCACUAGCUUGACACCUUCGGCAGAAAAUUUCACAGAUACAAAAAGUAUGAACAAAAUCCAAAUACCUCAGAUUCUCGAUUCUGAAACACUCCUUGAAUACAUAUCAAAGUUGAUUGCUCAAUACAAAGAACAACAUACCACCGCUGCUGGGCAAGAACCGACCGCCGAGAGAGAAUCGGUCCCUCCAGCCACCGAAAGAAGAUUAGCAACACAAGCAGCCGCCGCCGCCGCUAGGAGAGAACCAGCGGCUGCCUACGCCGGAAAAAAACUUACCACCACUGUCACGCGUCACCAACCGCCGUCUUAUGCCGAAGUAGUAUCCAAUUUCGGCACCUAAUCUUCACCACCUCCGGCCGACGACUGGUGGGGAGCAGGAAGAGAAAUAGACCGGAAGAAGGAUGGACAACCACGAAAUCAGGAUGGAAAUCGUGGGGAAACGACCGGUCGAGAACCAGAGGUGAAUCUGGAGGGCCCAACCGACGUUUCCGCUAUCCGGGGAGCCGGCAAUUUCGCCGGAAGGGAAGAAACGGCAGCCGAACAGAGUAACAGAAGGGGACUGAGAGAGAGGGAGAGUCAUGGCUACUCCAACCACAACCGAGUCCGUGCAGUGCCUCGGCAGGAAGAAGAUGACAGUAGCGGUCACCCACCGCU
Salvia splendens (bonfire salvia) is the source of this 2406-nucleotide messenger RNA. Its product is annotated as proline transporter 2. The coding region runs from base 70 to 1395 and encodes 441 amino acids. The record is from RefSeq and is a predicted model, not a curated record. NCBI's taxonomy places the organism in Eukaryota, Viridiplantae, Streptophyta, Magnoliopsida, Lamiales, Lamiaceae. The transcript is spliced from 8 exons.